AUGGCGGCCUCCGCUGGAGUCCGGUCGAGCGUGGGGCUGACUUUGAGACUUUCAAGAGUUAUACCAGAUUGUAGCAAAUGUCCUUUCAACAGGUUGAAUAGUUAUUUGAAUGGUAUAGCUAGUUCGUCGAAUGUUGAUCGUUUUCGGACGUUGAACCGACACUUGCAGACAUCCAAAAGUCUGUACCAAAGUGAGGUGGGUGCAAGUGCAGAAGACCCCCAAGAAGAUGUGGUGAAUGUGGUGUACAUAGAUAGAUCAGGAAAGAGGAUUCCAGUGAAGGCUAAAGUGGGAGACAAUGCAAUGUACCUGGCCCAUAGGCACAACAUUGAACUGGAAGGAGCUUGCGAGGCGUCACUAGCUUGCUCAACGUGCCACGUGUAUGUGAACAGAGCCCAUGUCGACAAGCUACCAGAGCCUGACGAAAGAGAGGAUGACAUGCUGGACAUGGCCCCAGCGCUACAGGAGAACUCCAGACUUGGCUGUCAGAUCAUCCUCACCCAGGAGCUGGAGGGCAUUGAGCUUACCCUGCCUAAGGUCACCAGGAACUUCUACGUGGACGGCCAUGUUCCCAAACCACACUGAGGACACUACACUCCACACUAGCACCCUACUUAGUGUGAAGCAAUGUAUUGGGCAUGGAUGUUUACACUCCACACUAGCACCCUACUUAGUGUGAAGCAACGUAUUGGGCAUGCAUUCUAAGUAGUAUGCUAGUAUGGAUGUUGGAACACGGCCCCUCAGGACUGAGUUGUAAGAGAGAGAGUUGCAUUCUUUGAACUGUCGGCAGAUAUAAAGAGGUGAGCUGGGAUAGAGGAGGCUUGAAGGAUCCCCCACAAGUCAAGAAUGCUCUUACAUAUCCACAUCUGUGUGACGAAGACAAAAGCUAUAUACCAGUCACUGGCUGCAUUUAGACAGCGCCCCUGAUGGGAUUGGUCAAAAAAUAUCCGAAUUGGGCUGCCUGUGUAAACGCAGCCUCUGAAGUGUGUUGUAUUUGGCUCACACUGAAAGUAAUGCUGAUUGUGGAAGAGUUAGAUGGUUUUCAGCAUUGAUGUAUAAAUAUGUCAUGUGUAUAGAAGAGUUCUCAGGCCAAGAUUGAGAUGUCUAUCAAACCAUUCAAUGUCACAAACAGUUUUGUUUCAUAGUAACCUGAUUCAGCAUUUCAGAAAGGCCUGUCAUUGCUACGCAAAGGACAACUUUGUGUCCUUGAAUAGAACAUUCCAUGUUACAACUCAUUUACAAAGGUCAAGAUACACACAUCUCAGGUGGAGCUUCCAAAUAGUCAUCAGUCUCUACAAUAACAGCACUCACAUACAGCUAAUUAACAGUAUGUUAUGUGUACGUAUACAUAGCUUUCACCAUUAUAUCUACUUAUGGCCAGUUUCUAGGAAUUUUACUGUUGUGGGUGUGUGGUGACUAGUCAAGACCUUAACAAGCCCCUCCACAUCAAGCCUGUCAGGAAUCAUUAACCGUCUCUGAUGUAGCACUUUUGCAGUAUGUUUUGUAAGCAGAGGGCAGCUUGAGAUCGAUUGGAAUGGAAAGGGUUGAAUCUGUUAGAUAACUGAUGACGCCAAGGAGAUACUUGGCCUGCAUUCACACAGACAGCCUCAUUUUGAUAUUUUUUCCAAUCACAGAUCUUUGCACAUCAAAGCUGAUCUGAUUGUUCAAAAUGCAGCCUAAACCAUUUUACACUGACAGGUGCAUUUUGUCCAAUUCCCAAGUCAUUUCUGUUUCUGUCCAUCCAUACCAAGUAAUGAUUUGCCUUGUCAUUUCACCGUUAGUAGUCUCAUAACUGUCCAUCAAAAAACACCUGUAUCCAGUAUUAGUUGGCUCCUUUACAAACCUGGAAUGCUUUCACUUGUACUGUAUUUAAUUUGUCUAUCAUACGCACAAAACAUGUAGGUGUAAUUUGUAUAUAUGGUAUAUCUCAAAUUUGCAAGUCUAUUUUAGAUUUGUGCAAUAAAAAUACCAAAAGUU
Messenger RNA from Salvelinus namaycush (lake trout), 1974 nucleotides. RefSeq names its product ferredoxin 2 (gene fdx2). The transcript has 5 exons. Gene Ontology annotation, molecular function: 2 iron, 2 sulfur cluster binding. NCBI's taxonomy places the organism in Eukaryota, Metazoa, Chordata, Actinopteri, Salmoniformes, Salmonidae. The record is from RefSeq and is a predicted model, not a curated record. Bases 1 to 582 code for a protein of 193 amino acids. Gene Ontology annotation, cellular component: mitochondrion. Gene Ontology annotation, biological process: positive regulation of oxidoreductase activity; P450-containing electron transport chain.